AUGUCAAUUAAUAUUGCCGCUCAAGAGCAGACGUCGUCAGACAGCAAAUCGGUAUCCGAGACUGAGAAGAUGCAAAUGACUUUUACCGAACUUAGGUCGAAUAGACCAAGAUCGCUAGACAGCUGCGAUUUCCGUAGAUUGCAGCUGCACAAAAGAUUUAUUUCUCUACCAAAUAUGGACUUGAGUAAAAAUUCCACGGAAGGAGCACCUACAAAGGACGGUUGGAAAUCCGCACCCAACUUGAUGUUACCGGAGCAGCUCAAGGGAAUGGAUGUGCGUGAAAAUUCCUCUGGCGAUGUUCCAGAAAUUGGAUUGUCGUCCGCGGAGUUGCCCGUUUCGAUGGAACUUCUAUCACGUGAUGAAUCGUCUGUUCCUGCGACAUUGAUGCCACCUGCCGCUGCAGAAAACGACCACUGGAUCGAGACGCCGUUGUCUGUCUCGUCGCCGUUGUCCGUCUCGUUGCCGUUGUCCGUCUCAUCGCCGUUGCCGCCGGUAGAAGCCGGACAAACGGAUACGGCAACCAGCAGUGGCCGUAGUGACGCGGGGACGGACCACCUGGCGGUAACCACGGUCGCGUCUAGGCGUUCACUUUGGAACCGGACGAAGCGGUUCGUCAGGCGUACGUUCUGCUGUGGUGCGACCGACAGCGCAGAUGAAUAG
Molecule: messenger RNA, 660 nt
Organism: Macrosiphum euphorbiae (potato aphid)
Lineage: Eukaryota; Metazoa; Arthropoda; Insecta; Hemiptera; Aphididae
Source: the annotation of a GenBank genome assembly